Molecule: messenger RNA, 1897 nt
Organism: Solanum lycopersicum (tomato)
Lineage: Eukaryota; Viridiplantae; Streptophyta; Magnoliopsida; Solanales; Solanaceae
Product: lysine histidine transporter-like 8
Biological process (GO): amino acid transmembrane transport
Cellular component (GO): plasma membrane
Molecular function (GO): amino acid transmembrane transporter activity
Source: RefSeq, a predicted model, not a curated record
AUGGAGGAAAGACCAGAAACAGAGCUUAUUUCAAUACCAGCAACACCGCGUGCAUCAACACCUGAGAUUCUAACACCGUCAGGUCAAAGAUCACCAAGGGGUGGUGGAGGACAUACAUCUACUGGUGCAUCAAAAGAUGCUAAGUCAUGGACACCAACGUCAUUUAUUUCACCUAGGUUUUUGAGCCCUAUUGGGACUCCAAUGAAAAGGGUGUUGGUUAAUAUGAAGGGUUAUUUGGAAGAAGUUGGGCAUUUGACUAAGCUUAACCCUCAAGAUGCUUGGCUUCCAAUUACUGAAUCUAGAAAUGGCAAUGCUCAUUAUGCUGCUUUUCAUAAUCUUAAUGCUGGUAUUGGGUUUCAAGCUUUGGUCUUGCCUGUUGCUUUCUCUUUUCUUGGAUGGAGCUGGGGAAUAAUUUCCUUAACUAUAGCUUAUUUCUGGCAACUCUAUACAUUAUGGAUCCUUGUUCAGCUGCAUGAAGCAGUACCUGGAAAAAGAUACAAUAGAUAUGUGGAACUUGCGCAAGCAGCAUUUGGUGAAAGACUGGGUGUUUGGCUUGCUCUCUUCCCUACUGUUUACCUAUCUGCAGGAACUGCAACAGCAUUGAUUCUCGUAGGAGGAGAAACCAUGAAGCUGUUCUUUCAAAUUGUUUGUGGUCCUCUCUGUUCAUCGAAUCCUUUAACAACUGUGGAGUGGUAUCUGGUUUUCACUUCCCUCUGCAUUGUUCUGUCCCAGCUCCCGAACCUGAAUUCCAUCGCUGGACUCUCCCUCGUUGGAGCAGUGACAGCCAUCACAUACGCCACUAUGGCAUGGGUCCUUUCUGUUAGCCAACCACGACCACCUUCCAUUUCAUAUGAACCCAUUUCUUUGCCUUCCUAUUCAGCUUCUCUCUUUUCGGUCUUGAAUGCCAUGGGUAUUAUAGCAUUUACCUUUAGAGGACACAAUUUAGUUCUUGAAAUUCAGUCAACAAUGCCGUCAACGUUCAAGCACCCAGCUCAUGUGCCAAUGUGGAAGGGAGCAAAAGUUGCUUAUUUCUUCAUAGCCUUGUGCCUGUUCCCUAUUGCCAUUGGAGGCUUCUGGGCUUAUGGAAGCCUUAUGCCAUCUGGAGGAAUGCUAAGUGCACUAUACGCCUUCCACAUUCACGAUAUUCCAAGAGGACUUCUCGCCAUGACAUUUCUCUUAGUCGUAUUCAACUGCUUGAGUAGCUUCCAGAUAUACUCAAUGCCAGCAUUCGACAGUUUUGAAGCUGGAUACACUAGCCGCACCAACAAACCAUGCUCAAUUUGGGUCCGUUCUGGUUUCAGAAUAUUUUUCGGAUUUGUUUCAUUCUUUAUUGGAGUGGCACUUCCGUUCCUGUCAAGUCUUGCUGGAUUGUUAGGAGGACUCACACUUCCGGUAACAUUUGCUUAUCCUUGCUUCAUGUGGGUUCUCAUAAAGAAGCCUACAAAGUACAGCUUUAAUUGGUAUUUCAACUGGAUCCUUGGAUGGUUAGGAGUUGCUUUUAGCUUGGCCUUUUCGAUCGGAGGAAUUUGGAGUAUGGUCACUAAUGGACUUAAACUCAGGUUCUUUAAGCCCAACUAAGAGAUAGAUCAUGAAUAAAAAAGCGCGCUUUGGUAUGUAAACUUGAAUUUGCUAGUAGUAGUUUGUAAUGUGUGUUUCUAUUCUAGGCUUGAGAAAAGGUGAAGUGGAGAAACAACGCGUUCGUGCGUGUGUGUUGGUUGGUUCGGAGGAAGGAAUAGGAAUAUGUAUAAAGCCAUAGGUACAAACAUGUUCUUGUUUUCUACCUUUGGAAUUUGGUGUUGUAUGCCUUAUGAAAUCGUUCGAAAUUCACAUUUUAUAGAAACUAGAAUGUUUGCAGGAUGAUUCAGUUUUCAACUUGUUAAUGCACUAGGUCAUGUUC